This is a messenger RNA of Prunus armeniaca (apricot), 237 nucleotides long. NCBI's taxonomy places the organism in Eukaryota, Viridiplantae, Streptophyta, Magnoliopsida, Rosales, Rosaceae. The record is from the annotation of a GenBank genome assembly.
AUGUUUCGGGCUAUCAAAAAAUCACAGUCGGGCUAUGCAAAGAGAUACGAAUGGGCAGUUCGUGGAGCUAGAAAUCUUGACCGAGUAUGGAGCUGGGCAGUUAGGUGCGGCUGGGCAGUGCGAAUACAGCUGGAGAUUAAUCUCGGCUGGGUUUUGGCGUCUAGGAUCGCGAAAGGUCUCGGCUGGGUUUUGGGGUUGGGCUUUGCGGAUGCAGCCGGGCAAUUCGAACUUGGCUAA